Molecule: messenger RNA, 5385 nt
Organism: Pochonia chlamydosporia 170
Lineage: Eukaryota; Fungi; Ascomycota; Sordariomycetes; Hypocreales; Clavicipitaceae
Product: rRNA biogenesis protein RRP5
Exons: 3
Coding region: 1-5385 (1794 amino acids)
Biological process (GO): rRNA processing
Cellular component (GO): small-subunit processome; nucleolus
Molecular function (GO): protein binding; RNA binding
Source: RefSeq, a predicted model, not a curated record
AUGAGCAAUCUCAAGCGAAAGGCUGCUCCCGGUGGGCAACCUCCAGCUAAAUCGGCCAAAAAUACCAAGGAAGGCCGACCUUCAAAAACAGAUGGCUCUGCAACUGCCAAAUCAAAACCAGCCAAGCCUACCAAGGCCAAAGAGAGCGACGACCGCCCCAAAGCCCCGGCUGUCUCCCUUCUGAAGAAUGAAGAGCCUAUUUUCCCGAGAGGCGGCGGAAGUGUCCUUACGCCAUUGGAACAAAAACAAAUUCAGCUUGAGGCCAAGGCGGAUGCUCGACGAGAGGAGGAGUUCGACACCAGCGGCGGAAAGGCUCAGAAGAAGCAGAAAAAGAAGAAGAUUUCCACAAAGGGAGACAAGAAGGGGUCGGACAAGAAAGAUUCUGAAGAUUCUGUCAAAGUCGAAAGUCUCAAUUUCAAGAAACUUGUCAAAGGCUCUUUGGUGCUCGCCCAAAUCACACGAAUCAAUAACCUGGAUCUCGAAGUCGCUCUUCCCAACAAUCUCACUGGCCAUGUGUCAAUUGUUGCAGUUUCCGAGCAAUUGACGAGCCGCGUUCAAGAGGCCGCCGCUGAGCAGGACGAUGAGGACGAAUCCUCCGACGAAACCGACGUUGAUCUGAAGUCCAUGUUUGUCGUGGGCCAGUACCUUCGAGUAUAUGUAGUAUCUACCAUGGACGAGUCAGCAAUCGGCAAAAAUAAGAAGAAGAUUGAGCUUUCUUUGCGACCCUCUGAGACGAACUCGGGCCUAACGAAGGACGACGUUGUCGCAAACUGCACCGUCAUGGCUUCCGUCAUCAGUGUCGAAGAUCGUGGCUGCGUCAUGGAUCUUGGUGUCCCCGACCUUCGAGCCUUUCUGCCCAAUGCAGAAAUUGACUCAGCAAUUGACCAAGGUCGUCUCCAAGAGGGGUCUGUUUUUCUUUGUCAGGUUACUGGCAAGGGCUCCAACGGCAACGUUGCUCAACUGUCCCUUCAGCAAAAGAAACUUGGUAGCAUUAAAGAUGUGCCUGCAGAGGCUACAACUAUCAACACAUUUCUUCCCGGCACUACUGCACACGUGUUGAUCACCAACACGGACAAACGUGGUCUUGCUGGCAAGGUUCUGGGACACCUGGAUGUGACUGCGGAUCUUGUUCAUUCUGGUGCAGGCCCUAAUGGAACUGAUCUGGAGGCUACCUACAAGAUCGGAUCGAAGGUCAAAGCUAGAGUUAUUUGCAACUUCCCCACUGCCAAGGAACCGAAGCUCGGUAUCUCCUUGCUUCCUCACAUCACGUCACUUUCUCGCAAACACCCGGCCAAAGACAGCAACAAACUUCCUACGGACGCCCUUCCCGUCUCCUCAUUAGUUGAGAAGUGCACAGUCCGGCAUGUUGAGAGUGAGAUUGGUCUCUUUGUGGACACCGGAAUCCCCGGCCUGAGUGGUUUCGUUCACAUCUCUCGCGUCAAGGACGGCAAAGUCGAUGCCUUGUACGAGUCAAGCGGGCCAUACCAAGUUGGUUCCGUCCACAAAGGUCGAGUCGCUGGCUAUAGCGAACUCGAUGGCCAAUUCCAAUUGUCCUUUGCGAAGAGCAUCCUCGAUCAGGAGUAUAUUCGUGUUGAAGAUGUCCCUGUUGGCGCCGUCAUCACCUGUGAAAUUGAGAAGCUUGUCAUCAAGGAAGAGGGCGUUAAUGGACUGAUCCUCAAAAUUGCUGAAGGUAUCACCGGCUACGUUGCUGAGCGUCACUUGUCUGAUAUCAAGCUGCAACAUCCUGAAAAGAAAUUCCGCGAGGGCAUGAAGGUCAAGGCUCGGGUUCUGUCGACCAACCCGUCUAAGAAACGAAUUCGAUUUACGCUCAAAAAGACCCUGGUCAACUCGGAUGCCCCUGUCGUCAAAGCUUAUGAAGAUGCCAUUGUCGGCAUGCAAACACCUGGAACUAUCAUCAAGAUUCAAUCCAACGGCGCCCACAUCCAAUUUUACGGCAACCUGAGAGGAUUUUUGCCCGUCUCUGAAAUGAGCGAAGCCUACAUUCGCGAUCCCACUGAGCACUUCCGAAUCGGCCAAGUUGUCAACGUGCACGUUCUUGAUGUUGAUCCGGAGCAACGCCGACUCAUCGUUUCGUGCAAGGAUCCAGGCGCCUUUGGUCUGGACAAACAGGCUGCGCUCAAGAAUCUUAAGAUUGGAGAGUUGGUCAACGCAAGGGUGACCCAAAAGACGGAAGACCAGGUCUUCGUAGAGCUGGAGGACAGCAAACUCAAGGCUAUUCUCCCUGUUGGCCACCUCACAGACAAGUCUACUUCCAAGAACCAGUUUGCUCUGAAACGGAUUGGCGCUGGACAGACUCUCUCUAAUCUUAUGGUGAUUGACAAGAAUGAGAAGCGGCGUGCUAUCAUUCUUACUCAGAAACCCAGCCUCAUCAACGGUGGCAAAGAAGGCAAAUUGCUUUCGAACUUUGAGGACGCCAAGCAGGGUGCCAUUGUCCCUGGCUUCGUGAGAAAUAUUACCCAGACAGCUGUGUUCGUUCAAUUUGCUGGUAGCCUCCAUGCUCUCCUGCCGAAGUCUCGACUGCCAACAGAGGCACAAUCUAAACCAAACUUUGGCAUGCACAUGUAUGAGUCCAUCGAGGUAAAGAUCGUUUCCGUCAUUGACGAUCUGCGCCGCAUUAUGGUUGCUCCUGCAUCAGAGGCUUCUGACGAGAAGGCUGCGAAACAGUCAACAGGAAAGGGCUUCGCUCCUGCAGAUGGUCUCGAAUUCGGAACAGUCGCCACGGCCACCAUCACAUCAGUCAAGGAGACUCAGUUAAACGUUCAACUAGUUGGCGCCGGAGUCCAGGGUCGAGUGGAUGUCUCACAAAUCUUUGACAAAUGGGAAGACAUUGUUGAUCCGAAAGAACCGCUUGACAAGUUUAACAGAAAGCAGAAAAUCAAAGUCAAGGUUAUUGGCGUUCAUGAUGCCAAGGACCAUCGCUUCUUGCCCUUCUCUCACAGAUCAGCUCAUUCUGUUCUUGAACUAACUGCCAAGAGCAGCGACAUCGAGGCAGAAAACCCGACUCCUCUCUCCCUCGAGUCUCUCAAGGUUGGGGACUCCCACAUCGCCUACGUCAACAACGUCACGCCUCAGUUCCUUUGGGUUAACCUCUCGCCCAACGUUCGCGGCAGAGUUUCGGUCAUGGAAGCUUCGGACGACCUCUCCCUUUUGAACGACUUGGAAUCGAACUUUCCCAUUGGCUCCGCACUCAAAGUUCGGGUCAAAUCUGUCGAUACCAAGAACAACCAUCUCGACUUGACCGCCCGCUCCUCAGUCGAAUCCCAGGGUAUCGAUUGGACGUCGCUGAAGCAAAAUAUGGUUUUGCCUGGUAAAAUUACCAAAGUCAACGAGCGUCAGAUCAUGGUGAAGCUGAGUGAGAUUGUCUCUGGACCAGUGCAUCUGCCCGACAUGGCAGACAACUACGACGAUAUCAAUACCACCAACUACAAGAAGAACCAAAUCGUACGAGUCUCUAUUGUUGAAGUGGAUACCAACAACAAGCGUUUGCGGUUGUCGUUGCGUCCCUCGCGAAUCAUGAGUUCGACUCUUCCUGUGGCGGACAAGGAGAUCACAAACUUGUCACAAAUUGCCACGGGCGACAUUGUCCGUGGAUUCGUCAAGAAUGUAUCUGACAAGGGUCUAUUUGUUGUUCUCGGCGGCUAUAUCACUGCUAUGGUUAAGAUUGCCAACCUUUCAGAUAGAUUCUUGAAGGAUUGGAAAGAUCAGUUCCAGGUUGACCAACUUGUCAAAGGUCGCGUCCUUGCCGUCGAUACCACUGUAAAGCAGGUUGAAUUGAGUUUGAAGGCUUCCACGGUUGACGAAGACUAUACGCCGCCAGUUACGUACAACGAUAUCAAAGAGGGCUCAGUCGUCACCGGAAAGGUGCGAAAGGUGGAGGAGUUUGGAGCUUUUAUUCUUGUCGACAACUCGACAAAUGUGAGCGGUCUCUGUCAUCGCAGUCAAAUGGCUGAUACGGCCGUCAAGGAUGCGACCAAACUCUACAAAGAGGGCGACGCGGUCAAGGCGGUUGUUUUGGAGGUUGACGCCGCAAAGCGACGAAUCAGCUUUGGUCUCAAGCCGUCAUUGUUUGACGAGGAUACUGACAUGGACUCGGACGAUUCUGAUGCCGGGGGUGUUCAACUCGGUGGUGACGAUGAUGACGACGAUGAUGAUGAGGAGAUGACAGCUGAAGAGCAAGCUUUGCUCCAAAAGCUUUUGGGUAACGGUGAUGAUGACGAAGAUGAAGACGAAGACGAGGAGGAUGACGAAGAGGAUGAUGAAGAAGACGAAGAGGAUGGCGAUGAGGAUGAAGAUGAAGAAAUGGGAGACGCACCAAGCAAGAAACCUGGGGGUCUGGGUCUUGGCAAGAAAUCUGCCUGGUCAGCCAACCCAUUCGAGGAUUCUGCUUCCGAUUCUGGGGAUGAGGAACAAGAACAAGAGGAAAGUGACAAGAAGAAGAAGAAGCGCAGAAAGGGCGAGAUUGAGGUCGACCGAACAGCCGAGCUUGAUGCCCACGGCCCUCAAACGUCUAGCGAUUACGAACGAUUGUUGUUGGGUCAGCCAGACUCAUCAGAACUUUGGAUCGCGUACAUGGCGUUCCAGAUGCAAGUGAGCGAGCUUCCAAAGGCGAGAGAAGUGGCUGAGCGAGCCAUCAAGAGCAUCAACAUUCGCGAGGAGGCGGAGAAGCUCAACGUUUGGGUCGCGUAUCUCAACUUGGAAGUUGCGUAUGGUACCAAGCAGACUGUGGAAGAGGUAUUCAAACGAGCUUGUCAGUACAAUGACGAGCAGGAGGUCCACGAGCGACUGGCGAGUAUCUAUAUCCAGUCUGAGAAGCUCAAGGCCGCCGACGCUUUGUUCGAGACCAUGUUGAAGAAGUUUGGUGCCAAAGCACCCAGUGUGUGGACAAACUAUGCUCACUUCCUCUCCGUGACAAAGAAUGAGCCAGACCGCGCUAGGGCAUUGCUGCCACGAGCGACACAACAGCUUCCCACCCAUCACAGCCAAAACAUCAUCGGCCGCUUCGCAGCGCUGGAAUUCCGCUCGCCAAAUGGUGAACCGGAGCGUGGGCGAACAAUGUUUGAAGGAUUGCUGGCUACCUGGCCAAAGAAGGGUGAUUUGUGGAGUCAAUUGCUUGAUCUGGAGAUGGGCGUUGCUGGUGCUGAUGCUACGGCUGUGCGAGAUGUAUUUGAGCGGCGUACGCGCGUGAAGGGCCUCAAGCCCAACCAGGCAGAGAAGUGGUUCCGCAGAUGGGCUGCCUGGGAGGAGAAACUCGAUCCCAAGGGCAAGGAUAAGGUCAUGGCUAAGGCUCAGGAUUGGGCGGCGUUGUACAAGGCGAAGAAGGAGGCGGAGGCUGCUGAACAAGGGGAUGAGGAGAUGGAAGAGUAA